AUGUCGGACUAUGAAGAAGAAGAUGAGCUCGGCAUCGAUCCCGCGAUCGCGGCAGCGAUGGGCUUCACAGGUUUCGGCGCCAAACCCAGCAAGAAGCGAAAAUUCGACCGCACCGACGGCUUCGUCGACCCUUCCAUCUCGGCCACAUCAUCGUUACCUCAAGGCAAAGGAGCGAAUAACACACCGAUAGGCGAGCGGAAGUCUGGCAAAUCAAAGACGCCAGCACCUGGUUCAGACGUGGGUAUGAACGCAGUGGAGAAUGGAGGCGCGCAGGUGCCGAUCCGAUCGCAGCCGCAGAGCGAUGGAAACGCGGAGUCAAAUGCGACGAGUGUGACAGCUGCCAGUACUGGUCCGCCGAGUCUGGAAGCUUUGCGAUGGGGUGUGAAGAACGACAGAGGGGAUCUGGUUGUGUUCAUGCCGAGUUUCUUGGAGGAUCCUUGGGCUAGGCUGCGGGCUCCUUGA
Molecule: messenger RNA, 462 nt
Organism: Zymoseptoria tritici IPO323
Lineage: Eukaryota; Fungi; Ascomycota; Dothideomycetes; Mycosphaerellales; Mycosphaerellaceae
Exons: 1
Coding region: 1-462 (153 amino acids)
Source: RefSeq, a predicted model, not a curated record